AUGACUUGGCCGCUAAUCGACUUGCGUACCACACCGCACGGGGGACGUUCUCUCUUUGCUUUCCAGCCCAUUGCCCAGGGGACCAAGAUCUUUGCAUGUGAAGUUCCUUUUGCGCAUGUGAUUUACAAAGAUUAUCGCAGGGAGGUCUGUGCUCAGUGUUUCGCUUAUGCAGCAAGUACUUCCCGAAGUAUCGGCGAUUCACGGACUUGGAGUAUCAGAAGCUGCAGGGCAACUGCAGAGACUGUUUGGUUCUGUACAGAUGAAUGCAAGGUCACAUGGGAAAGUGGGGCGAUAGGUCCCUUGAUUGCAGAUGUCAAUGCUCUUCUUGGUAAAGCAAAGAUAGCUACUCGGAGGAAUUCAGCCAGGGACGGCUACGAUCCGAUAUUGCCAAAUGGUCCCACUGCACAAAUCACGCAAGACUACAUUGACAAAGCAUGGACGGAUGUCGAGGAUUUGGCUUCCUCUCGUACUCGUCUUUCUGCGUACUGCUUGACGAUGAAUUUAGAAGAUAUGGAACUCGAAAUAUCACGCUCGGUUGCGUCAGCCAUUGUGCAGCGAUAUGUAUUCGAUCACCGUCUCGCCAGUCCCGUAGUUUCUUCGAUAAUAUCCGCCUUGGAUCCAUGGACAGAGGCUCUUGAUCUCCAGAGCAGCGAGCUCUCGAAUGUCAGCGUGCGGCCUUACAUUCUCGCGGCGCAUCUACGCGUAUAUGCUUUUCUGUGCCAUUCGCUUCCGAAGCAUCUCAGAUUGUACGUUCCUACGGCCCGACAUAUCCUUGCGCGCGAUACCGGGAAUGCUUUCGGCAUUUGGGAUGGAGAUAGCAGAGAUGAAAUGCUCGGAUGGGGCCUUUGGGCGGGCGCGAGUUAUUUUAACCACAGUUGUUGCCCAAAUGUCAAGAAGACGCGUGUCGGACGUGCUAUGCACUUCACCACCUCUCGCUCAGUCGAAAUUGACGAGGAGCUCUGCAUUAGCUAUAUCGAUACCGAUCAAACCAUUACGCAGCGUAGACGGGAUCUAGAAGAUAGUUGGUUCUUCAAAUGCCGGUGCCAGCGUUGCCAAUCAGAAGAACUUGGUGAAGCAUCUCCGCAUUGA
This is a messenger RNA of Suillus subaureus, 1089 nucleotides long. RefSeq lists its product as uncharacterized. NCBI's taxonomy places the organism in Eukaryota, Fungi, Basidiomycota, Agaricomycetes, Boletales, Suillaceae. Gene Ontology annotation, cellular component: nucleus. The transcript has 2 exons. Gene Ontology annotation, molecular function: protein binding. The coding region runs from base 1 to 1089 and encodes 362 amino acids. The record is from RefSeq and is a predicted model, not a curated record.